Molecule: messenger RNA, 1131 nt
Organism: Symbiodinium pilosum
Lineage: Eukaryota; Dinophyceae; Suessiales; Symbiodiniaceae
Source: the annotation of a GenBank genome assembly
AUGUGUCGGGAAAUCCUUGCUCAAGCGGGCUUGUCGGCAAACAUCGCAAUGACUGCUAAGAAAUUCCUUGCGCAUCAUCAUCAUGUCAUUUGCCCGGCUGACUAUGUUUCAGCGUUGGCUGCAGCUGGAAAGCUUGAGAACCUUACAGGUGGGCAGCCAUUACAGCCAGCACUACUGCGAUUCUGGGAGCUCUUUGCAUCUUGGCGCCCGGACCACCCAGCACUAGCAAACGGUGUGGAGGCAUGUGCUUUUUCUGUUCCCAUACUUCUGUUUGGUGAUGAGGGGCGCGCUCUCAAGAAGCAAGCAGCCAUGGUGCUAGGUUGGGAGCCUAUGCUAGGAUUUGGGUGCCUCAACGAUUGUCAUGAUGACCCUGAGCCUUUGCAUGGCCACAUGCUGAAUAUGGAUGGGUCUACAUACAAGACACGGGUUCUCUACACGAUAAUGCACAAAAAGUCUUAUGGGAAAAAAAGUGAAGUGCUUCUCGAGCUGAUUCAGAGCUGGGCGGCUGACCAUGCGGCUGCGAUGGAAGGAGUGCAAGUCAUCUACCAGGAUGCCUCGGUGUCUGUGAAAUUGGUUCCCAUGGGCGUCAAAUCGGAUUGGGCAGCUAUGGCAAAGCUCGGUCAGCUUGAACGUUCAUUUUAUCACGAUAGCACCCCGUUUGGAAAAGGCAUCUGUCAUUUAUGUUUGGGAAAUACCGAGACAUGCCAUGAGUGGACGACGGAAACAUGGAAAGAUACAAUGGGCGACCGCUACUUUCCCCCAUGGUCAGUACAGCCGGCACUUGUCCAAUGGUUAUGCACAGGUUAUGAGAAUGACUGGGAAAAGGCAGCAUUCUUCCGACUGGAUCUCUUUCAUAUUUGCCACAAAGGCACCAUGGCGGAGCUCGCUGGGUCAGCGCUGGUUGCACUCCUCGACACAAAUUUGUAUGGUGCUGCGGGAUCCUUUGAAACUAAGCUAGCACUCAUCUUCGAAGACCUGAAAAAGUUUGGCAAAGAUGAGAAAAUGACGUUGCAUAUGAGCUCUUUGACUAAGAGCCUGCUACGCAUUUCUGAUGCCAGCAGCUUUCCGGCUGGGCCACUUGAAUUACUUAACAUGGAGGUUGUGUGCUUCUGUUUGCUAUUUUUCCUCUAG